Messenger RNA from Colletotrichum destructivum, 2685 nucleotides. RefSeq names its product Putative WD40/YVTN repeat-like-containing domain superfamily. Gene Ontology annotation, biological process: transport along microtubule. Gene Ontology annotation, molecular function: dynein light chain binding; dynein heavy chain binding. Gene Ontology annotation, cellular component: cytoplasmic dynein complex. NCBI's taxonomy places the organism in Eukaryota, Fungi, Ascomycota, Sordariomycetes, Glomerellales, Glomerellaceae. The transcript has 2 exons. The coding region runs from base 330 to 2411 and encodes 693 amino acids. The record is from RefSeq and is a predicted model, not a curated record.
CCACUAAGUAUCUUCUUGCGGUCAACCAGCAACUGGGAUACUUGCUUCCAAACAGGGGUCUCUCUGCUCGCAGGAAUCGCGACGGAACAACGCGCAUAAAGAGGAAUCCCUAUCAAACCAUACCAAACGACCCAGGGCGCUACUGCUGCCAAACGUUCGUCACAAGCACUCUGCCAACAAGACCUCAACGUUACGCUCUGCUCAGACCGCUUACCCAGUUCGCUUGCGAAUCCCAGCUGUUAUUGUAACAAGAACGGUGGCUACCUCGCCCACAGUCGUUCAUCACACAUAAUUGGCAAGUCCCGCGAUGGGAUUGAAGAGAAGUCAGGAUGCAACAGCGACGAGAUGAAAUUCUAGCGAAGAAGGCCAAGCUUGCCGAGCUCAAGCGACAGAGAGAGCUUCGCGCAAGCCAGGCGACGGCGAGCCGGCAAAGCGCGGGCAGCCCAGGCGACCUUGUAUCGCCCAUUCCAGGCCGAGCCGAGAACCGCCGCGAUAUCGAGACCUUGAUCAACAGCUUAGUAGGGGAAAGUCGACCUGGAUCCACGAAUGGGGGAGCCGCAUCGCCGGCUCGUAGGGGCAGCCGACCGAACAGCGUUCUAAGCGCGGGAGAGUUGAGCACCGCAACCUCUGAGUUCGCAACCCCCGCCAACGGCCAACCAACACCGGCUCCAGUUGCCGCAGCACCACCCGUACAGCUGAGUCUGACGACUGUACCACUUACCACGAUAUACGAGUGCCCGCCCUCUCCUGUGAAGGAGGUCCACUCAUACAGCAAGGGAGUGCAAACGGCCGAGGCAUGGACAUCGCCGACUCGACUACGAGCCCAGUCGCUCUCCGACAACGAGGACAUCCCCCCAAUCACAUCAACACCCAGCAAGAGGCUGAGCAGGAGACAGCGUGAUCGGGAGGAAGAGUUGCGACAGGACAUCAGAAAGGAAGUGGAGGAAGAGUUGAAGGCCUCACUGGACUUGCUCAAGGAUGGUGUCAUCCCGAACGACGCCUCCAACAAAAAUUACCCCAUGCGCAAGCUCACCGCCGAAGAACUCGAAGCCGUCACCGGCGCGCCCGACUUUGCCGAUUUUCUUGAGAAGUCUACCAAGGUCAUUGAGCGAGCGCUCGACCAGGAGUACGACAUUCUCACCGACUACGCCCUUCAAGGACAAGACGUUGACGACGAGGACGACGAGAGCGGCAACUUUGGUGGCAAGGGCCGCCGGAGAGUGAAGGAAGUGGCACAAUUUUUUGACGAGAGGUGGUCGAAGAAGCGCAUGAUCAGCAGCAUCGACUUCUCACAUCAUCAUUCGGAACUGAUGCUCGCAUCAUACACCAAGAAUCCAACUGCACCGCAUGAGCCAGACGGACUUGUCCAAGUAUGGAGCUUGGCCCUGCGCGACAGACCAGAAUAUGUUUUCCAUGCCCAGUCCGAUGUUCUCACGGCCAAGUUCUCGCCGUACCACCAAAACCUAAUUAUCGGCGGCACUUACAGUGGCCAGGUCCUCUUGUGGGAUAUGAGAGCAAAAUCAGCACCCGUGCAGAAGACGCCUCUUACUGGGUACGGACACACGCAUCCGAUCUACUCGGUCGACAUCGUUGGUACGCAGAACGCAAACAACAUCAUUUCAACCUCAACGGACGGCGUGGUUUGUGGCUGGAGCAUGGACGUAUUUGCUCAGCCGCAGGAGCUGCUCGAACUUAAAGCACCGCCCGGAUACAAGUUGGACGACGUCAGCCCGACCUGCUUGGCAUUCCCGCAAACCGACCCAACCUUUUUUCUCGUCGGUAGCGAGGAAGGCACAAUAUUUCCCUGUCACAGAUACGACCGAGCGGGUGCCAAGGCGGGCGUUGAUGCGCGGGUCAGCUACAAGGGCCACACGGCACCUGUCAUGUCCGUGGACUUCCACCCUGCGCGCGGCCCGGUGGAUCUCGGUGACUUGGUUCUCUCAUCUUCACUUGACUGGAGUGUAAGGUUGUGGAAGGUUCGCGCGCCUGCGGCAACUUCCACAGCAGCAGGCGAACCAACGGUUUCACCCCUCAUCGACUUCGUGCGGGAAGAUGUUGUUUACGACGCCCAAUGGUCGCCGAUCAAGCCCAGUGUAUUCGCUCUUGUCGAUGGCGCAGGAUGGCUUGAGCUAUGGGAUAUCACGGUCGAGACCGAGGAGCCUGUCGCAAGAAUAUCGCCAAGCUCUCGCAAGGAUGGUAGAACCAUGUUGGCUAAGAGUUUGAACAAGGUAGUUUGGGAGCCCUCCGAGGGCAAGCGUUUGGCUACGGGAGGUAUCGAUGGAGUGGUGACCGUCUUCGAGGUGACCUCUGGUCUUGGUGGUCGAGAUGAUCUGAAGGCGGAGGAAUGGACGAACGUGAAGAAGCUGGUCAAUAGAGUUGAGGCUCACGGACUGAACGGAGCGAUGGUGUAGAGAAGCCCCAUCUUCCGUCUGUGUACUUUUUGCCCACAGUACAGGUCGGAGUUACUACCAUUCGAUUUUGUUGCUAAAAGGCGCAUUCUUGUAUACCCUGAUACUGUGUUAUUAUUGAGCAUGUCAAUACAUCUGUCGAAAUAACCGUUGUUUAGUGGCCCUUAUCAUCGGAAAAUUGGGGGGGUGUCAGAAGCGAUGUGCUUAGUCAGCUACAGCAUAAAGGCUUUUACCGAGAGUCGACAAACAAUUUUCCUACUUCGUUCAUCCCACCAAC